AUGGAGGCGAAGGCAGAUAUCAUAAAGUACCGUCAACAGCAGCUACCUAGUGGGGGGAUGCUCACCCUAAAUCAGCUAUAUUCAAUGUUCAUGGAGCAAGGCAACACUUUUGUUGACAGAAGUCUCGAAUUGUGUAUUCGUGAGGGCCUUGUUAAAAAGUUUGUGAUCACAAAUGCGCUGCCAGUGGUGCUGAGGACAGGCAAAGGUGGUCAUAAUGCAAAGGUCACGUAUGGCUAUGAGAACAUGGAAGUAGUGGUCAAGACGGAGCAUUACUUGUCUGUAAUAGAAGAGAUGGCGGAGAACGCGGACAGCUUUACUUCAACUGCACUACAUCAUUUCCGAGAUUUCGUCAAAUCUCACUCUGAAUCCUUGUCCAUUUCUACAGCAGAUAUAGCUGCUGACGAACUUUCAGCAUUAGUCAAGACAGGUGUGGUCACACUCACAUCAAACCACCAUAACGAGAUCAAUGUUCACCAAUACUCUUUGGCGUAUCCUCGAUGCGGAACAUUUCUAAAAAUGAUAAACUCAGGCCGUGUUUGGCUCGUCAAGACGCUUAGCAAAAGCAAGUUUAAGGAAUUACUAGAAGAGCAGUUGUUUGAAAAAUGGGAAGGUAAGAAUAGAGCAAACUUUCGCAAACCAUUUUACGGUUAUGAUUUAAUGUGGAUUUUGGCAGACAGUUUGGGUGCUGGAGUGGCAGAGGUAUUUAUGACCCCAGUCGGGAGGGGAUGGCGACUUACGGGAAAAAUCUAG
Molecule: messenger RNA, 750 nt
Organism: Candidozyma auris
Lineage: Eukaryota; Fungi; Ascomycota; Pichiomycetes; Serinales; Metschnikowiaceae
Exons: 1
Coding region: 1-750 (249 amino acids)
Biological process (GO): protein phosphorylation; positive regulation of Ras protein signal transduction
Molecular function (GO): protein serine/threonine kinase activity
Source: RefSeq, a predicted model, not a curated record